This is a messenger RNA of Carica papaya (papaya), 811 nucleotides long. RefSeq names its product basic leucine zipper 43-like. Gene Ontology annotation, biological process: regulation of DNA-templated transcription. Lineage: Eukaryota; Viridiplantae; Streptophyta; Magnoliopsida; Brassicales; Caricaceae. Gene Ontology annotation, molecular function: DNA-binding transcription factor activity. The record is from RefSeq and is a predicted model, not a curated record.
CUAACAUUAACUUAACCUACAGCACCUCCCCUCCUAGCCUUAAGUCCUGGCAAAUAUUUGCUUGGUUCAAGCCAUGCAGCCUGGGGAGGUUUCAGGAAUCCAUUAUCUAGUUUCUUCAAACCCAUCUCCAUAUUCAGCUCAUUUUAGCAUGACCCAGAAUAGCCCGGCAUUUCAAUUAAACCAAUUUUCAAAUCCAUUAUAUAGCUUUCAAAUUCCUUCUCAUACUCAAGAUUUGAAUACACAGUCAUCGUGUUUUAGUAGUAAUUCAACUUCCGACGAAGCAGAGGAGAAACAGUUAAGUCUCAUCAACGAGAGAAAGCAAAGAAGAAUGAUUUCUAAUAGAGAGUCUGCACGUCGAUCACGUAUGCGCAAGCAAAGACACCUGGAUGAACUCUGGUCGCAGGUGGUUUGGCUCCGGAAUGAGAACCACCAACUCAUAGACAAGCUGAGCCAUGUUUCAGAAUGCCAUGAUCGGGUUCUUCAAGAGAAUGCUCAGCUUAAAGAAGAAGCCUCAGAACUCCGCCAAAUGCUCACUGAUAUGCAGUUGAGUAGCCCUUACUCUACCUUCAGAGACCUGGACGACGUCCCCUGCAACACAGCUUACCUUAAAGCUGAGUCCUCAAACCAGUCCAUCACAGGUUCUAUGGAUUUGCUAGGCUAAGACAAAGCAGUGUGUUAUUUUCUAUCUGGUUUCCAUAUUUUGUUCUUUUUCUUCACUGUGGAAGACAACCAGGCCUUGUCAAGCUUUAUGUUGUAUGAGAUCAAAGAGAGAUGGCAAAUAACAUGUUUCGAACAUUUAUUAUUCUCCCUC